CCUGCCACUGCCAUGGCAUUUCCCCAUUUGUUUCUUUGCUUUGUUUUUGAUAUUCCCCCUUGGCAUGGUCUGCGAGCAUAUCUGCAUUGCAAUAGGCAUCACGCAUGCGUGCACAUACGGAAAUUGUGCUCUCUGGUAUACCCACACCUACACCCCUCCACGCACGUCUCCAGCCGGACCGUCAUCGAGACUGGAAUCCGGACGAUUUGCGACUUUUUUUUCCCCGGCGUUUCAAGGCAUACGGGAAACCCAUAAUUCCCCGACCACCCAAGUUUUUUCGCCCACCCAUCUCCCCUUCUUUUUGUUUUCCCCUGGAUCUCUUAAUGGCGGGCAUUGUGCGCGUAUGUAUGUGUUUUCCUCGUUUGUGUUUUUCCCUUUCCCUUUUGCAUUUCUUGCGCGGGGUUCUUUGGAUGGAUGGAUGGAUGGGUUCAGCAACAAACAUGAAUGAUAUCAGAAAGCGAGGCUUUGGUUUUCUCAUUUGUUUUUUUUUUCUUGUCAACUGGAAAGAAAUGCCAGAAGGCGAUAUUUUCAAUUCCAGAGAGGAAGGGAUGAAGGAAGAGAGGGGAUGUGUGAGAGAAGGAGAGAAAGAUGAAAUGAAAAUGGAAUCAUGAAACCAAAAAAAGACAAAAGAAAUAUCCUCUCCGAUCGAAGUUUUCCCUAAUACCUACCAGAGAUGCGAGUGAGUCAGUACGCUGUGGACUGAACUGACCUACAGGUAUACCUCCAAUCCGCCAUGAAUAACCUUUCAAUGGAGAACAGAUACUCAACUCAUGGGCACCAUUGGUCAGGGUGAGAAUUC
This is a messenger RNA of Aaosphaeria arxii CBS 175.79, 799 nucleotides long. RefSeq lists its product as uncharacterized. The transcript has a single exon. The coding region runs from base 105 to 611 and encodes 168 amino acids. The record is from RefSeq and is a predicted model, not a curated record. NCBI's taxonomy places the organism in Eukaryota, Fungi, Ascomycota, Dothideomycetes, Pleosporales.